Molecule: messenger RNA, 1887 nt
Organism: Dichotomopilus funicola
Lineage: Eukaryota; Fungi; Ascomycota; Sordariomycetes; Sordariales; Chaetomiaceae
Exons: 2
Coding region: 1-1887 (628 amino acids)
Source: RefSeq, a predicted model, not a curated record
AUGGCGACGACACCGUAUAUAUGCGCCAGCUGCGCCCGCACCCUCCGACAGCAAACGCUCUUGCGUGCACAACCAUCCCGCCCUCGCUAUUUCUCCAGUUCGCGCUCUUCAUUGUUCCCCGCGACCGCCGAAAAACCAAAGUUACCAACUUCGCCCGAAUCCCCCGACACAGCGAAUACUCCCCAACAUAAUGCCUCCCGCUCCGACCCCAAAUCCUCCCCCCCCUCCUCCUCCCGCUCCGAAACCUCCUCGUCCCAUUCCCAAGUUCGGGCCUCGUUCCCAAGCUCCGACCCAACCCCAGAACCAAACCCAACCGCAACUUUAAAGAAAAGCCCCAACCCCGAUCCGGAAGUAGCCUCAACACCAGAAGUAGACCCCUCCCCAGGCACCAUGACCACCCGCCUCCUCCACGCAACCGAACACGCCCUCCUAACCUCAUCCCCCGCAACCCGCAACUCCAUCCUAAACGACACAGGCUUCUCCGCCGAUCUCAAAGCCCAACUCCUCUCCAAAGUCGCCACCGCCUCAUUCGAUUCCCAACACGCGUCCGCUUUGACCGAGGCCGGUCUUGACAGCAGUGGCAGGCAAGGGGGGAUACUGCCGGAGUCAGCGGGGCAAGGAACGCGCGGGAUAGCGAGUGCGACGCCGUGGAGGGGGGAGGAAGAGAUGGGGGAUGUGGUGUUAAGGAUGUUGGAUGAUGGUCGCAAGCCGUUGGCGCCGGGGUUGAGGGGAAAAUAUAAGGUUCCGGAACCGGGGUCUGCUGUGGUGGUGGAUAUGCGGUUGCGACGGGAGGGGAGGGUUAGUGUGGGACGGAGGGUUGCCGGGGCGAGGGAGAAGGCUAUGGCUUAUGCUGGGAUGGGGGUAGACAAAGGGACAAACAAAGUGAAGGGGGGAGAAAAGAAUGGGCUGAGUGAAAAGGAGAGGGAGGAGUUGAGACGGGAGUUUCGCGAAAGGUUUGCGCCGGGGGCCAGGGCCAUGCCGAAUACUGUGACGGGGCUGGCCGCGUUGGCGAAUGAGAGGAUCGAGGAUGCCAUUGCGAGGGGGCAGUUUAAGGAUAUACCCCGGGGGAAGGGGGUCGAGAGGGAUAGGAGGGCGGAUAAUCCUUUUAUUGAUACCACCGAGUACAUCAUGAACAAGAUGAUCAAGCGCCAGGACAUGGUCCCCCCCUGGAUCGAGAAGCAGCAGGAGUUGACCAAGGCUGCGGCUACGUUCCGCGGGCGUCUGCGUAAUGAGUGGAAGCGCCAUGUUGCACGGAUGAUCUCGGCGCGUGGGGGGUCGCUGCAGGUUCAGAUCGCGCGUGCGGAAGCUUAUGCUGCGGCGGAAGUGGUGUAUAAUCCGCGAGCACGCAGGCCGGGUGAGACGGCCGCAAGCCCUGCGAACACAGUGAAGACCACAGCAGAGACAGCAGGAACAACAGAAGCCGCAGAUACAACAACAGCAGCAGCAAAACCAGGUUCAAUACCCACAGGCCCAACUCCCAUAGAAACAAACCCAGAACCCCAAAUCCAGCACCCCUUCCGCGACCCAACCUGGCACGCCGCCGAAACCAGCUACCUCACCCUCUCCAUAAACAACCUCAACACCCUAACCCGCGCCUACAACCUCAUGGCCCCCGAACUAGCCCGCAAGCCCUACUUCUCUCUCGACCGUGAACUCGACGCGUGCUACGCUGAUGUAGCGCCGCUGGUGGCGGAUGAGAUUCGGCAGAGGGCUAGUAACUCCAAGGUUAGGCCUUUGGGGAGUGGGGGGGAGAUAGGGAAGGGGGGAGCGGGGGCAGGGGGGAUGGGUGGGUUGUUUGGGGGUGGGAGGACGUCGGGGGUUAGUGUGGAGGAGGGGAGGGAGAAGGGGUAUGGGUGGAGGGAGUUUUGGAGGGAUUUGUGGAAGUAG